UUGGCUAGGCUCGAUCUGGAAUCAAAGGUAAAGACGUUGCUGACAAUUUAUCCUGAUUUACCCGCUUUGUCACUAAAGGUACAGACAAACAACGGACUCUAUAAAAGCUAUGGAUGCGCUCUAGCAGUGGAUGUAAAAUUAGCUGCGGUAGAUAUCGUUGGAGACAGAGAGCUGGACAAAGUGCUCAAAGAAGUGGAAGAAGCGGUUGAUGGUGUGAUAGCUGUGGUACUGAUUGAAGAGGCUGUAGAUGGUGAAGUAACCGUAGUGCUAGCUGAAGUAACUGUAGAGGGUGUAGUAACCGUGCUACUAGUUGAAGAAAUUGUACUAGGUGUGGUAACCGUAGUACUGGUGGAAGUUACAGUAGAGGGUGAGGUAACAGUAGCACUAGUUGAAGUAACUGUACUCGUUGAUGUGCUGGAACUCGAUGAUUCCGUCUGUGCACGAGCAUUCUCGAUAAGGAUGAUCAGUACCUUGAUUUGA
Messenger RNA from Cylicostephanus goldi, 480 nucleotides. The record is from the annotation of a GenBank genome assembly. Lineage: Eukaryota; Metazoa; Nematoda; Chromadorea; Rhabditida; Strongylidae.